AAGGAAUCAAAACAGGAAUCGCAAAAUGUCAAAAAAUGGUGCGAGUCGACGCCUGCAGGAGCGCGUGAAUCGUGAUAGCGAACAAAACGAAGAAGAGAAAGAAUUGAAAUAAAAUUUAUAAUAAUAUUACAUACAUGUGGACGGAAAUCCUUAAGGAUUGUUGAGUAAAUUUUACAAUUCUGCGAUCGAUUGCGGAUCUUGAAGAUUCAGAUCGAUUUUUGAAAAUCCAUUUAAAUAAAAUAAAAUGGAAGGCACAAUCAAGCUUGGUGAUUUUCUGGUGAUAAAGCGACAGAAGUACACCAAACUACAGAAAUUCACUUCACUUGAUACGGUUGUACAUUUAGGCAAGGAUCAAAUUGAGCUGCGUGGAGCAGAGAAUCAACGAUACCAUACAACAUUUCAACUGCUGCCUAAGGAGGGUCGCGGUCGACGUCUCCAUAUGCUAGACCCUGUGCAGACGGUUUCGGAAAUCCGUAAUUUGAAAGAGUUACUUAUAAAGGAGAGCGGAACAGAUAAUCGUAAUAUCAUUGACGAUGGAACCACGCAAAAUUUAACGACAGAUGAAAUUUUAAAACUGCGAGAAGAGUGUGAAUCAUCGUCCGAAGUCAUUGGUAAACUGGUUGAGAAUUCAAAAAGUUUUGCUUCCAAAACUGAGUAUUCACAGGAAAAAUAUCUAAAACGAAAAGAAAAGAAGUAUUUUGAAUACGUGCAGAUUCUGCGCCCUUCUAUACGUUUGAUUUCAGACAUUUACUGGAGAUUAGAUUCGGAAAAAGUGAUGGGCGUACGUUUUGAUACACUUUCGCAGAUUAUAUCCUACAGUGGAGUUUGCGGUGUGGGCAAAUUUCUGCUUUACGAGUCUGGAACCAACGGAUUGUUACCGGCAGCGUUUCUCAACUCAUUGGGUCUAAAAACACAGGCCAAAAUGGUUCAUAUGCACCCAGGGAAUGUCGCCCAGAAGCAGGCGCUUAAUGCCAUGAACUUUGAUUCCGAACAACUCGCUAGAUGUAUAUCCGUAAAUAUCUAUUCUGUGUUGCGCCACUACUACCAAGACGGCAAACCUUUGGAGGAUGAGAAAACGACAAUCGACGAGGUAGUUGAACCAACGCCAUUUGAAAAUGGAAAUGGAGAAGCUUCGAGUUUGAAGAGAAAAAAUAAUUCUCCUGAAGCGGAUGGUCCUGAAUCGAAGCAAAUAAAAUAUGAUGAAAGCACGGUUGAAACCCAAAAGAAGCAGCAACAAUGGGAGCUGGAAAACGCCGCAGCUUGUGACUUAAUGAAAGAAAAAUUUGACUGCCUAGUCUUAGUGGCAAAGGAGCAUCCUCAGAACAUACUUAAGGCUUUGCUUCCAUUUGUGAAGCCUAGCCGACCGGUUGUGGUAUUCAAUACAGCCAAAGAAAUUCUUCUCGAGUGCUACAUGGAUAUGAAAAUGGCAGCAAAUGUCACUUAUCUGCGUGUCACGUCCAAUUGGAUGCGUCAGUAUCAAAUAUUACCGAAUCGUACCCAUCCGGAUGUCAACAUGUCCGCCAACAGCGGGUACUUAUUGACCGGGUAUACUAUUAGAUAAGAUUAAGCAUUUGAUGAUCUUUAAAUGACACAUAAAUAACCUUUUCGAAAUAUUCACUUUACUAAACACUUAUAAACUUAAAGCUGCCGAAAGUCCUUGAAAUUCUGUUCAAUUACUUACACUCGACUGAUAAAGAAUAAGCAAGA
This is a messenger RNA of Uranotaenia lowii, 1707 nucleotides long. RefSeq names its product tRNA (adenine(58)-N(1))-methyltransferase non-catalytic subunit TRM6 (gene Trmt6). Gene Ontology annotation, cellular component: nucleus; tRNA (m1A) methyltransferase complex. NCBI's taxonomy places the organism in Eukaryota, Metazoa, Arthropoda, Insecta, Diptera, Culicidae. The coding region runs from base 245 to 1561 and encodes 438 amino acids. The record is from RefSeq and is a predicted model, not a curated record. The transcript is spliced from 2 exons. Gene Ontology annotation, biological process: tRNA methylation.